Carica papaya (papaya) is the source of this 2764-nucleotide messenger RNA. Lineage: Eukaryota; Viridiplantae; Streptophyta; Magnoliopsida; Brassicales; Caricaceae. The record is from RefSeq and is a predicted model, not a curated record.
CUGAGUUUUAAAUUCCAGGAGUGUCAUUAAAAAGGGUUGAUUCUUUUUGCCUUUCAGUUUGUUUGACAAAUAUAUUUCAACCUUUUAUUUUUUACUUUAACUUAAUGUUACAUUAAUAGUUAAAACAGCUAAUAUGAUACAUAACCCGCAUGUAAUAUUAGUAUUAAAACUAACCAGUUAACAUAAUAUUGAAGGAUGGUAAUUGGAUUACGACGUUUAGAGUUGUGUUCUUUUUAACUUAAUUCGUUGGUCGACACCAGAAUUAGUCAAUGACAAAACAAAAACCAUGCAGACGACUGGUUGGGAGACAAGACCCUGUUGGCUUCAAGCUCAACCCAGAUCAGAAUACGUCAUGUUUCUUAAACGAAUCCUAACAAGAUGCCGCUUUUUAUUCCAAUCUCCUUAUUUCUAUAUGUAUAUAUAUGUGUUGCUUUUGUGUGUCUAUGCAUUCUAACUCUCCUCUCCUCUCCUUCUUUAUACAUAUAUAAAUAUUUCUACAACAAUGGAGAGGGACAAGUAUAGAAUCCUUUUUAUCUUGGUGGCUAUGCUUUUUGUUAGCCUCAAUUGUGUGUUUGCUUCUCAUAAUGCUCAAGAAAGAAAACUGGCAGCAGCUAGUAUAAAAGAUGAGCAAAAUGAUUUAACAACUUACAUUGUGCAUGUGGAGGAACCAGAAGGUGGUUCUCGUACAGUGCCAAACUUGGGAAGAUGGUAUACAUCGUUUCUACCAAUGACUACUUCAAGCGCAGGCCAAGAACAACAACAACGUAUCGUCUAUUCAUACAAGACUGUAUUCACUGGGUUUGCUGUAAAAUUGACGGCAGAAGAAGCUGAAGCCCUGAAAAGAGAAAAAGGGAUUCUGUCAGUUCGACCUGAAAAGAUUUAUUCUUUGCACACCACUCAUAGUCCAAAAUUCUUGGGGUUGAAACAAGGAUCGGGAUUUUGGAGACAUUCAAAUUAUGGUAAAGGAGUGAUAAUAGGUGUUCUAGACACUGGAGUUACAGCUUGGCAUCCUUCAUUUAACGAUGAAGGAUUACCCCCUCCACCUGCAAAGUGGAAAGGAAAAUGUGAACUUAAUGGGACCGCCUGCAACAACAAGUUGAUUGGUGCAAGAAAUUUUGAAUCGAGUAGCCCACCAGUGGAUGAGGAAGGACACGGAACACACACAGCUAGCACAGCUGCUGGAAACUAUGUGAAGGGUGCUAAUGUGUUUGGUCAGGCCAGUGGAACAGCAGUUGGCAUGGCGCCUUUGGCUCACUUGGCUAUAUAUAAAGUUUGUGGCGUAUUUGGCUGUCGUGAAAGUAGCAUCUUGGGGGCAAUGGAUACUGCCAUAGGUGAUGGUGUCGACGUGCUUUCGCUUUCACUUGGUGGUGGUUCCAUGCCUUUCUUUGCAGAUAACAUUGCAAUGGGUGCUUUCCGAGCUACCCAAAAGGGAAUUUUUGUGAGUUGUUCAGCUGGUAACGAAGGCCCUCAGUUUGGUACUCUAUCAAAUGAAGCACCAUGGAUCCUUACCGUAGGAGCAAGCACCAUUGACAGAAGCAUCAGAACAACUGUAAAACUUGGAAACGGAAAAACUUUUGAUGGGGAAUCAAUUUACCAGCCUAAAGAAUUUCGUUCAAAGUUACGGUCUCUUAUUUAUCCAGGAGCAAAUGGUGACAAAUCAGCUAUAUUUUGUGCUCCUGAAUCACUUAAAAAAUUUGAUGUUAGAGGCAAGGUAGUGUUGUGUGAGAGGGGAGGCGGUGUAGGAAGAGGUGACAAAGGCCAAGAAGUGAAGGACAAUGGAGGCGUUGGCAUGAUUCUCAUGAACGACGAACUUAAUGCUUAUAGUACAUUAGCCGAUGCUCAUCUUCUUCCUGCGGCUCAUGUGAGUUACGCAGCAGGAACAAGCAUCAAAGCCUAUAUAAACUCAACAUCAAAACCAACAGCCACAAUCUUGUUCAAAGGAACUAUUAUUGGCAAGGGAAGAGCUCUUGAAGUUACUUCUUUCUCGUCAAGAGGCCCAAGCGGAGCUAGUAAUGGGAUUUUAAAGCCAGACAUUAUUGGUCCUGGUGUGAGCAUUCUAGCUGCAUGGCCAGUUUCCUUAGAAAAGAACACCACUACCAAAUCAACCUUCAACAUCAUUUCUGGGACUUCAAUGUCUUGCCCUCAUCUCAGUGGUAUUGCUGCUUUGCUCAAAAGCUCACACCCAGACUGGUCGCCUGCUGCCAUAAAAUCUGCAAUGAUGACAACUGCUGAUCUCUUAAAUCUUAGGGGCAAACCCAUUAAUGAUCAAACCAUGCUUCCAGCCAAUCUCUAUGCUACUGGUGCAGGCCAUGUUAACCCCACAAAAGCUAAUAACCCAGGGCUUGUUUAUGAUCUUCAACCUGAUGAUUACAUUCCAUAUCUGUGUGGAUUAGGCUACAGUGACGCUGAGGUAUCAAACAUCGUGAAACGUAAAAUGACGUGUUCAACAAGCAUACCUGAAGCGGAGCUUAAUUACCCUUCUUUCUCUAUACAAUUAGGUUCUGCUCCUCAGACAUACAAGAGGACAUUAACAAAUGUUAGCCCAGGAUCCUCGUCAUACUCUCCUCGAAUUACAGCACCAGAGGGAGUAAAAGUCACCAUUGAUAUUGCUAAGCUUAGAUUCACGAAGGUGAACCAGAAGGCCACGUACUCCGUCACUUUUAGUAGAGUUGGGAAUUCUAGCACUCCAUUUUCUCAAGGAUUCUUGAAAUGGGUUUCUACUAAGCAUACUGUUACAAGCCCAAUUGUUGUUCAAUUUGCAUGA